CCAGCUAGGAGACACCUGUGGAGCCCGAUGUGCUUGGAGGCUAAAGACUGCAGAGAAAGUAGAACUCAGGAUCAGACUGCAGCAUCUUUCCCUGGCUUGUCUCUAACAGUCCUCUAAGCACCUAGAAAACCAGGCAGCCUCAGUUUGAUCCACUUAUUCCCAAAACAGCCUGUAGGUCCAUGGCUGGCAGGGCCCUGGCCCCGGGACGUCAGGAGGAAGAGACCAUCAAAGAGCCGGGAACCAAACUACCACCUGUACGACCUGGAAGCCACCUGCCCAGCAUCGAUGAGGCCCGGCCAGCAGGCACAGGCCUGGGCCCAGCCUCCCGCCGAGGAUCCGUGCUGGGCCUCCCGGGGUCCUUCUCACGCCGCAACUCUCUAGCUGGGCCCAUCCUGGGGGCUGGUGGUCGGCGGCUAUCUGUGGGACCAGGGUCCCCUCUAGCUUUUCGGAUCAGCUUUUCAGGGUUGCCCCUGGCACCUACACCACAGGUGGCACCCUCAUACAGGAUGGAGCCUGCACCUGGGCAGCGCUGGGAAGCUGCACGUGCUCAUCGGGCUCUGGAGGCAGCCUUGGAGGCAGGUCUGCACAAUGCAUGCUACUCAGGUACCGAGGCUGGCAAGCUGGCACGAGAGCUGUGCGAACAGGUGCGCCUGCACCUGCGUAAGUGCAGCCCACCACGCUACAAGCUGGUGUGCAGUGUGGUGCUGGGGCCACGUGCCGGCCAGGAUGUGCAAGUGGUCAGCCGCGCGCUCUGGGAUGAGGCCUGUGACGGACUGGCCUCUGCGUCCUUCACCAACACCUCCCUCUUUGUGGUGGCCAUUGUCCAUGGGCUCUACUAUGAAUAAGGAGGUCUCCAAGUUCUGCAAA
Messenger RNA from Octodon degus (degu), 867 nucleotides. RefSeq names its product Tctex1 domain containing 4 (gene Dynlt4). Lineage: Eukaryota; Metazoa; Chordata; Mammalia; Rodentia; Octodontidae. The transcript has 3 exons. The record is from RefSeq and is a predicted model, not a curated record. Gene Ontology annotation, biological process: microtubule-based movement. Bases 180 to 845 code for a protein of 221 amino acids. Gene Ontology annotation, cellular component: cytoplasmic dynein complex; cytoplasm. Gene Ontology annotation, molecular function: dynein intermediate chain binding.